Messenger RNA from Hemicordylus capensis (graceful crag lizard), 2962 nucleotides. RefSeq names its product cardiolipin synthase 1 (gene CRLS1). The transcript is spliced from 7 exons. Gene Ontology annotation, biological process: cardiolipin biosynthetic process. Gene Ontology annotation, cellular component: mitochondrion; membrane. The record is from RefSeq and is a predicted model, not a curated record. Gene Ontology annotation, molecular function: cardiolipin synthase activity. NCBI's taxonomy places the organism in Eukaryota, Metazoa, Chordata, Lepidosauria, Squamata, Cordylidae. The coding region runs from base 35 to 1066 and encodes 343 amino acids.
GGUUUCCCGACGCCGAGCCACUCUGCACUAAGUCAUGUUGACGGCAGCUUGGUUGGUCAAGGGGGCUGCCUGUGGGUGGGGGCUCCUGAGGAGCGCGAGCCCGGGGCGACCCGCUAGAGCCACCGUAGCAGCGGCGGCGAGAAGACUAAGAGAUGGCGCGCGCCACAGCGACCCUCGAGCAGCGUUCGCGGCCUCCUUGGAUGGCCGCGCGGCAGCGCCCCCCUCCACCAUGACGCUAUGCACGGAGCCCCGCCAGCUCCUGCGCGUGCGCCCACCUAGCUCGGAGCUGCUGCCCGUCGCCUCCGCCUCGACCUGGGCUCCCCCUUGCUGCUGCUGCUGCUGCUCUCGUGGGGCUGGACAGCUGCGGCGGUCAAGCAGCAGCGAUGAGGGCGCGCCUCGGCGACCGGCAGGGCCCUCGGAGCACGGCGCUGGAAGAGCGAAUCGCCGUGGAGACUCUGAACUGUAUGAAAAUCCUUGGACAAUCCCAAACUUACUUUCAAUGGCAAGGAUUGGUCUGGCACCAGUUUUGGGCUACUUGAUUGUUGAAGAAGAUUUUAAUAUCGCAUUAGGCGUGUUUGCUCUGGCUGGCAUAACAGAUUUGUUGGAUGGCUUCAUUGCACGAAACUGGGUCAACCAAAAAUCUGCUUUGGGGAGUGCCCUGGACCCUCUGGCUGAUAAAAUUCUUAUCAGUGUCCUGUACAUUAGCCUAACUUGUGCAAAUCUUAUUCCAGUUCCUCUUACUUCUAUUAUCAUUUUAAGAGACAUUGCAUUGAUUGCUGCUGUUUUCCAUGUACGAUACAAAACUCUUCCUCCACCAAGAACACUAAGUCGAUAUUUCAAUCCAUGUUAUGCCACUGCUCAGUUAAAGCCAACAUUCAUCAGCAAGGUGAACACAGUAGUGCAGCUAAUCUUAGUGGCAGCUUCUUUAGCAGCUCCAGUUUUCAAUUAUGUGGACAGCGUAUAUCUUCAGACCUUAUGGUGCAUCACAGCUUUCACAACAGCAGCAUCUGCAUACAGUUACUAUCGCUAUGGCCGAAAAGCAAUUCAGGUGAUCAACAGCAAAUGAAGUCUUGUGGAGCAACCGCUCACAUCCUACUCGGUUCAUGUUGGAAUGGCGUUGCCUGCAUUCCAUUUGAAUGAUGGAUAAAGAACUCUCCUUUUGAUAGCUUUGCCUCAAUGAAACCAUGUCUUCAUAGUGGAGCUAAUCUGAAGUUAAAAUGAAGUAUGGAUCAUGUAAAUAUGCAGAAUUUUCAAUGUAAUUUUUCAAUUUCUUACAAAUAAAAUAUAAUAUUUUUUAUCUUACUGUACUUAAACACAUGCGGAGGUUUGUCACCUUAUAUCAUGUGUUUUUGUUCAUUGCUUUUCAGAAGCUUGCAUUUUUGCUGGAUUUGGGGUUGUUGCACUAUACCAAUACAUCUGAAUUGAAAUGGAUAUUAAGGCUAUCUAUGGAAUACUUGGUACAAGCAAAGCCCAGGUGAAUGCCAGUAGCUGACAUCCAUACUAAGUUACUCAUGAGUAGUCCCAUUGAAAAUGAUGGACAAAAUAUUAAUAACAGCUCAUUAACUUCAGUGGGGCUUCUCAUAAGUAUCUUGGUCUGGAUGUCAGCCAGUGUAUUUAGGACCAGAUCUGGUCAAUUGGGAUAGCAUAGUGAUGUAACAGAGCAGGCAGGAAAGCUUGACAUUAUAGCACUUUGAAUGUUAUGGUUCUUUGUAAACUUAACAUAGAAUUGUGAUACGUUUUCCUGAUGAUGUGAUUGAUAUGCUGUACUAUUAGAACACUCUUCAGCAGCCCAGUCCUCAAACAUGCUGUGCCAGCAUGUAAGUACAUAGGAAAAGGCAUCCUUAGCUUUGCCGGCAUAUCAUAAAACAUGACAUUGCUACCAUGCUGCACUAAUAUGUUGGUGCAAAUGUUGUGGAUCAAACUGGUGAUGGAAGCAAGGAACCCUGAGCCUUUGUGAUAGGACAAGCUGAGAAUUCUCUAUAAAUAAGAUGUGAUUAUUAAACAUACUGAAAUAAGGAAAACAUGGUUGUAACACUGUGCAUAAGAGACUGAGCUGUGAAUCAGGAUGUCCUUGUCUUGAAUCUCACUGAAUUCUGACCGAAUUCCAACCGAACCAUGGGUCCCCGAACCAGUUCAAUCAAAUCCACCUGCUGGGUUGGUGGGGUCAGCUAAGCGGUUUGCGAUUGAACUGCUUGAACCAGCCCAGUUUGCGGUGGACCAGUUUGCAGUCAGUCUCAAGCUCUAUGAUUUGAUGGAUAUGCAAUACAAACUCAUGCUAAGGGUUGUGUUAAACCUAGGAUUUUUCUGGAAGUGAAUGACAAAGAAUAUGAGCUGACUGCUGGCCUAUGCAAAUAUGCUGAUGCUUUGAAUAAGAGUUGUGAUGCAUUUCUUGCAUUUCCUGUCUGAAAUGCCAUAAAAUAUUUCCAAGGACAGUGUGUUCAGGCAUGUGACAUUUUUUGCAUGUGGUAAGUAAAGUAUUGAGCUGUAAAGGGGUUAAACAAACUGAAAAUGAGUUUAUGCACAUUGGAUUAUGCUGCUAUCCUCCCAAAACUGAAUUUAUUGUAGCAACAAAGGCCAGUGGAGUGGAGGUGGUUGUCUCUGUAUAUAAUUUUUUAAAAUUAUGUUUUAUAUAUUUAAGCUUCUACAAAUCGAGUACACAAAAAAGAUCUUUGAUACUUCAUGCAAUCUCAGGAUGCUGCAGAACUGUGUCUUGCAGUAUAAAAAACAGAGAAGGAAAGCUUUUAGUGUAGAGUUAUGAAGAGAGGAUUUCCCCCCGUUUAUCAAGACAAAGUGGAGCAUGGCAUACUGUAGAAGGUAAUCAGGUACAUUCAACUGGAUAAAAAUAAAUGUGUGUUUCUGAAAGUUUAGGAGAAUUGAACAGUGAAUGACAUCUUGGAUUUGCAGGAUUGUCAGCAGUCAGUGCCUCUGUACUUUCAAAAUAAAUCUUUUCCAAUGCCUUGAA